AUGAAGAGUCACUACCAAAUUGAAGCCGUCCUGACCUCAGCCAGCUGGAUGAUUGCCAGCCUUGGCAGGACAACUGUUGGCAGUGGGAUGGUCACCGACAGUGGGGUGACUGGUGGAGGUGGGGCGACCGGCAGUGGUGGCUGGACGACUGGCGGCGGUAGGGCGACCAGCGACGGCCGGACGACCGGCGGUGGGGUGACUGGCAGUGGUGGGGCAACUGGUGGUGGCCGGACAACUGGCGGCAGUGGGGUGACCGGCGGCAGCCGGACGACCGGCGGCGGGGUGACUGGCAGUGGUGGGGCGACCAGUGGUGGCCGGACGACUGGCGGCAGUGGGGCGACCGGCGGCGGCUGGAUGACCGGCGGCGGGGUGACUGGCAGUGGUGGGAUGACCGGGGGCGGGGUGACUGGCUGUGGUGGGGUGACCGGUGGCAGCCAGACGACCGGCGGCAGGGUGACUGGCAGUGGUGGGGCGACCGGUGGUGGCCGGACACCCGGCGGUGGGGUGACUAGCAGUGGUGGGGCGACCAGAGGAGACUCUGCUCUACUAAUAUCUAUCUACAGUGCUGCUUUUCGGGAUACUGUACAUACUGAUGGAGUAUGCAGCAUUUCAGAAUGA
This is a messenger RNA of Nilaparvata lugens (brown planthopper), 618 nucleotides long. RefSeq names its product loricrin-like. The transcript has a single exon. The record is from RefSeq and is a predicted model, not a curated record. Lineage: Eukaryota; Metazoa; Arthropoda; Insecta; Hemiptera; Delphacidae. The coding region runs from base 1 to 618 and encodes 205 amino acids.